Messenger RNA from Diatraea saccharalis (sugarcane borer), 2657 nucleotides. NCBI's taxonomy places the organism in Eukaryota, Metazoa, Arthropoda, Insecta, Lepidoptera, Crambidae. The record is from the annotation of a GenBank genome assembly.
UCGUGAAUAUCUUUCGAAUGUCAAAGUCAAAGUGGUUGCGAUAGAUUUUAAAAUUAGACAAUUAGGCUAAUUUGAACUAAACCUGUAUGUAAAAUUUCAGCGAAAUCAUAAUUGCAAGACCUACGUAUAUUCAAUAUGUUAAUAUUGUUGUAGAUCGUCGCGAGAUGUCGUUGCAGAAGCUGACGGCGUUGCGCACGCUCAUGGCGAGCCAGCCUACGGCCCUCGCCGCUUAUAUAGUGCCUACAGCCGAUGCCCACAAUUCUGAGUAUAUAGCUCCGGUGGACGCCAGGAGGGAAUGGUUGUCAGGGUUCACAGGUUCAGCUGGAACAGCUGUCGUGACAGCCACCGCGGCCCUUGUGUGGACAGAUGGUAGAUAUUACACGCAGUUUGAGAAGGAAACCGAUCCUGUUAUAUGGACCCUGAUGAAACAAUCUUUACCAGACACUCCCACAAUGGAGAAAUGGCUGACUAGCAAUCUUACAGAGGGCGCCACUGUUGGUGUCGAUCCGUUCGUCAUGUCAAGGGAAACAUGGAGUCCAUUGCAGGUGAUAUUAUCAACAGACUAUAUAUAUAGUCCGGUCGCCGAACGGAGAACAUUUUGUAUGACCUUUGUGCCUGCUGGCAGAUAUCGUAAACAUUUCAGGUUCACUUUACUAUGAUAAAAUUGUCUGGAUGCAUCUGUGCGAGCCUAACAGCGAUAGUUUUGCGCAAGAAUGAGAUGAGAAUAUGUAGUGCAGGAUCAUUAAAAAAAAAGCUUAUUAUAAGGUAUCCGAUUAUAUAACAGAUAAGAACGCUUGGACUUGAGAUGAUCCAGCAACUGGAUAGGUGAUUACUUCUAAACUCAUUAUCUUGUUUCCAUUAUUAUUAAAUGAUUAUGUUAUCAUUAUAAUACCAUAGCUUUUUUCUCUUUAUUUAUUUUUUUUUUCUUCUCUCUCUGUUUAUAAUAUAUUGAUCUGGUAAUGACAUGGUUUUUGUGAAUGUCAUUACUCCUAUUAGAGCUGGUGAAUUUCUUGCUCGUUCUUCUUAUCAGCCAAAAGACGUCCUGAACGAGUGGUAGGGAAAAAAUGUUGGACGAUUCAAAAGUACUUUAAAGACUAUUUGAAUAAAGAUUAUUUUGACUUUGACAUUGUGCGUAAUUGUUUCUGUUCGGCGAUCGAUUGCUGGUGUAAAUUAUAUCCUAUGACCACCGCAUAUGAUAUAGUUUCCCGUAGGUGAAAGGAUUUUUUUAAAUCGGUCCAAUAUCAGAGCAAACUUUAUUUGUUAUUUUCUCUUAAUAAGUAUAAUUAUUAUAUUAUAAGUAUAAUAUUAGUGUAGAUGAAUGAUUAAAUGAAAAUUAACGUGUUAAGUAAACUUUUAACACUCUUUAUUCAAAGCUUGGUCCUAACAGGAUAUUUAACUGAUUUUUAAAAAUUGUUUUAAAUAAUUCUUUUUUACAUAAUAAGCACAUUACGUUAAUAUUUCGGGGAAGUAAAUAAACGCACCUCAUCAAACUGAAAAUGUCAACGGAAAGCCAUAUUUACUAGCGUGUGACGUCAUCAGACAUGCAACGACUUACAAGGAGUUUUCGUCUCAGAUAUAAUGUAAAAAAAAUUUUUUUUUGUGUAAUCUGAAAUAAUUAUAUAUAUUAUUUCAUUUCAUUUAAAAUAAAGUGAGAUAUGUCUUAUUUAGCAUUAUUAUCACAAUCACAAUUUUUAAUAUAUUUUUUUUUGCUAUCAAAUACCUAAAUUGUCUAAAAUCAAAAUCUAUCACGAGCCCUUUUAAAGGUAUAGGUAUGAAAUAGUUAUUUAUGGAACUAUGUAACCUUUAAAGUCGCAAUAGGGAUGAUGACUGGGUAAAAAAAAUGCAAUUCUAUUUAGUCCGUCAGUCAGAUAAUAGAAAAAUAUUAGAUAAGUAUUUUUUUUACUUCAAUUUAACAAGAAAUAGCUUAGAUAACAGGCAUUAAAGUUGAGGAGUGGGGGCUCGCUACGUCACAGUUGAGUAGAAAACGUACCAUAACGUGACGUCAUGCGAAAUUUCAACUCAAUGUAACGCCGUAAUUUUAUGAUUACGAAAAAAAAAAAUACGUUUAAUUAUUUUUUAACACUCUACCUGACGGACAAACAAACAAAAAUUAGUCAUCAUCCUUAUUGCUUUUGGAACGAAUGAGUGAUCAAGAAACAUAUUAUAAACUUACCUAUGAACUAGUCGAUAAACAACUCUUUCGUUUGACAUUCAUCGAUAGCUUCCAAGGAUAUUUGCGUCUAACGUUUGUUUUAGACAAUUUCAAUAAACGUUAAAUUAAUGAUAUAGUAAAAUCAUUCAAUAAAUGUUAAAUUAACGAUAUCGUUCAUUCAAUAUCAUUCAUAAAAGAGACAAGUCACAAGUUCGUGGGUAUCUUUCAAAUGUCAAAGUGAAAGGGUUGCGAUAGAUUUGCAAAUUAGAGAAUUAGCCCCCUAUUCCCUUGUUAUAUGUGCAAAUUCUUUCAGACUGCUCUUACUAAAGCUAACAUGCAGCUGGUAGCAGUUCCAAAGAACUUAGUUGAUGAAGCAAGGAUCCAACUUAAUGAUCCAUCACCAGAUAGACCACAUAAUCCAAUUAUACCACUACCGCUUAAGUAUACUGGUGAGUUAGCGCCUUUAUUAGUCUAUUAACGUGCCUGCUAGUAGCGCAGUGACCGC